AUGGCAUCUGAAGUCGACUCAACCGUGGUAGACUCUUUGUCUCCAGACGUUGAUGGUAUGAGGGAGCUUGUCCCCGGCUCAGUGGAAGACAAUGGCAACGUUGAGCUUGGGGCGUCCUCAGUUGCGGAGCUUGGCGCACUUGUCGAUGUAGCUGUUUCGAACGACUCCGACAUUGUGCUUCUAGUCGAGCCUGCGCUGAACGAUGGGGAUGCUGACAAUGUCUCGCUUUGGGAGCUCGAGAACGCUGAAGAGUCAUCGGAAAUGGACGAUGACUCCAGAAUCGGCGAGCUAAUCGCUGUAGGUGGCGUUUCAGCACUUGACGAGACCCAUGUCGUUGUGUCUGCGGCAAUCGUUGUGGCAGUCGAGGAACCCAGCAAGUCAACCGACGUCGUCGAUGCUACGGAGGACAACCCUAAAGAGCUGGUCACAUCUCCUGAAAUAGACGCAGACGACUCCUCCGGCGUCGUCGAUGCUGUAGAGGACGGUUCUGAAGAGCUGGGCACUUCUUCCAGUAGAGAUGAUGUAGAUGAAUCAAACGACGUCGUCGAUGCUACGGAGGACAGUUCUGAUGAACUGGUCACAUCUCCUGAGGAAGCCGCAGACGUUGACGACGCAUCCGACGUCGUCGAUGCUGCAGGAGACGACGCCGAAUAG
Molecule: messenger RNA, 654 nt
Organism: Cyphellophora attinorum
Lineage: Eukaryota; Fungi; Ascomycota; Eurotiomycetes; Chaetothyriales; Cyphellophoraceae
Exons: 1
Coding region: 1-654 (217 amino acids)
Source: RefSeq, a predicted model, not a curated record